GCGGGAGGUCGCUCGGGGUCGGGUGUCGCCUGAGAAGCGGAUGAGGCGGCGACCGUGAGGCCGGGCCGGGCACGGGGCGUCGCGCCGAGUCCCGGGGAGCGAUUGCGGGGAGCGCGGGCCGCCGCCGUCCCGCGGAGCGCCGGCCGCCAUGGGCAACCGCGGGAUGGAGGAGCUGAUCCCCCUGGUGAACAAGCUGCAGGACGCCUUCAGCUCCAUCGGCCAGAGCUGCCACCUGGACCUGCCGCAGAUCGCCGUGGUGGGCGGACAGAGCGCCGGCAAGAGCUCGGUGCUCGAGAACUUCGUGGGCCGGGACUUCCUUCCCCGGGGCUCAGGGAUCGUCACCCGGAGACCGCUCAUCCUGCAGCUCAUCUUCUCCAGAACAGAGUAUGCGGAGUUUUUGCACUGCAAGUCCAAAAAGUUUACAGACUUCGAUGAGGUCCGGCAGGAGAUCGAAGCGGAGACCGACAGGGUCACGGGCACCAACAAAGGCAUCUCCCCGGUGCCCAUCAACCUGCGGGUCUACUCGCCCCACGUGCUGAACUUGACCCUCAUCGACCUCCCUGGGAUCACCAAGGUGCCCGUGGGGGACCAGCCCCCGGACAUCGAGUACCAGAUCAGGGAGAUGAUCCUGCAGUUCAUCAGCCGGGAGAGCAGCCUCAUCCUGGCCGUCACGCCCGCCAACAUGGACCUGGCCAACUCGGAUGCCCUCAAGCUGGCCAAGGAGGUGGACCCCCAGGGUCUGCGCACCAUUGGCGUCAUCACCAAGCUGGACCUCAUGGAUGAGGGCACCGAUGCCAGAGACGUGCUGGAGAACAAGCUGCUGCCUCUGAGGAGAGGCUACAUUGGUGUGGUGAACCGCAGCCAGAAGGACAUUGAAGGCAAGAAGGACAUCCGGGCGGCGCUGGCAGCUGAGCGCAAGUUCUUCCUGUCCCACCCCGCCUACCGGCACAUGGCCGACCGCAUGGGCACGCCGCACCUGCAGAAGACCCUGAACCAGCAAUUGACCAACCACAUCCGGGAGUCGCUGCCGGCGCUGCGUAGCAAGCUGCAGAGCCAGCUGCUGUCGCUGGAGAAGGAGGUGGAGGAGUACAAGAACUUCCGGCCCGAUGACCCCACGCGCAAAACCAAGGCCCUGCUGCAGAUGGUACAGCAGUUCGGGGUGGACUUUGAGAAAAGAAUCGAGGGCUCUGGAGACCAAGUGGACACGCUAGAGCUCUCGGGCGGCGCCCGUAUCAACCGCAUCUUCCACGAGCGCUUCCCCUUCGAGCUGGUGAAGAUGGAGUUUGACGAGAAGGACUUAAGACGGGAGAUUAGCUAUGCCAUCAAGAACAUCCACGGAGUCAGGACGGGCCUCUUCACCCCCGACAUGGCCUUUGAGGCCAUCGUGAAAAAACAGAUUGUCAAACUCAGAGAGCCCAGUUUGAAGUGUGUGGACCUCGUGGUCUCAGAGCUGGCCACGGUCAUUAAAAAGUGUGCCGAGAAGCUGAGCUCCUACCCCCGGCUGCGAGAGGAGACCGAGCGCAUCGUGACCACCUACAUCCGGGAGCGGGAGGGCAGGACCAAAGACCAGAUUCUUCUUCUCAUUGACAUCGAGCAGUCAUACAUUAACACGAACCACGAAGACUUCAUUGGAUUUGCCAACGCCCAGCAGCGGAGCACACAGCUGAACAAGAAGCGGGCCAUCCCCAACCAGGUCAUCCGCAGAGGCUGGCUCACCAUUAACAACAUCAGCCUGAUGAAGGGCGGCUCCAAGGAGUACUGGUUCGUGCUGACGGCCGAAUCCCUGUCGUGGUACAAGGAUGAGGAGGAGAAGGAGAAGAAGUACAUGCUGCCACUGGACAACCUCAAGAUCCGCGAUGUGGAAAAGGGCUUCAUGUCCAACAAGCACGUGUUCGCCAUCUUCAACACGGAGCAGAGGAAUGUCUACAAGGACCUGCGGCAGAUCGAGCUGGCCUGCGACUCCCAGGAGGACGUGGACAGCUGGAAGGCCUCAUUCCUGCGAGCAGGGGUGUACCCUGAGAAGGACCAGACAGAGAAUGAGGAUGGGGUGCAGGAGAACAGCUUCUCCAUGGACCCGCAGCUGGAGCGGCAGGUGGAGACCAUCCGCAACCUGGUGGACUCGUACGUGGCCAUCAUCAACAAGUCCAUCCGGGACCUCAUGCCAAAGACCAUCAUGCACCUCAUGAUCAACAAUACCAAGGCCUUCAUCCACCAUGAGCUGCUGGCCUACCUGUACUCGUCGGCGGACCAGGGCAGCCUGAUGGAGGAGUCGGCCGAGCAGGCGCAGCGACGAGACGACAUGCUGCGUAUGUACCACGCGCUCCGAGAGGCCCUCAACAUCAUCGGGGACAUCAGCACCAGCACCGUGUCCACGCCCGUGCCCCCGCCCGUGGACGACACCUGGCUGCAGACCGCGAGCAGCCACAGCCCCACUCCACAGCGCCGGCCGGUGUCCAGCACACACCCGCCACCGCCGGGCCGGCCCCCGGCCGUGAGGGGACCCACGCCGGGACCCCCGCUUAUCCCCGUGCCCGUGGGGGCUGCAGCCUCCUUCUCCGCGCCCCCGAUCCCGUCCCGUCCCGGCCCGCAGAGCGUGUUCCCCAACAAUGACCCCUUCUCGGCCCCGCCUCAGAUCCCGUCUCGGCCAGCCCGGAUCCCCCCUGGCAUCCCUCCAGGAGUGCCCAGGCGACCACCUCCAUCGGCUCCCACCAGACCUUUCUUCUGAGCUUCGUGGGAGCGCAGCUGCCUCCCUUGGGGGGCCAGGCCUGCCCCAGCGGGGGUCCCCGAGCCCCCAUCACCAGACAGUGGCGUUCUUGACCAUAAUUUAUUAACUGCGCCAUCAGGGGUCGCAGGCAGGCUCUGGCCGAGCCGCACCAUGGGCCC
Ochotona princeps (American pika) is the source of this 2883-nucleotide messenger RNA. It is a transcript of the gene DNM2, whose product is annotated as dynamin 2. Gene Ontology annotation, molecular function: microtubule binding; GTP binding; GTPase activity. The coding region runs from base 149 to 2725 and encodes 858 amino acids. The record is from RefSeq and is a predicted model, not a curated record. The transcript has 20 exons. NCBI's taxonomy places the organism in Eukaryota, Metazoa, Chordata, Mammalia, Lagomorpha, Ochotonidae. Gene Ontology annotation, cellular component: microtubule; cytoplasm; membrane.